AUGGCUCAAAACAAUUCAUCAAUAUUUAUUGAUGUUAGCACAUGCCUUCGUGAUGCUAUGGAUAGUUUAUUCACAAACGGCCAUAAUAUCACCAUACCUGCAAAAAAUAAUAUGAAUUUUGACUUAUCAAACAAUGUUGGACUUUCACCAACCGACGCAUUGAAAUUAAUGAUGAAAAAAAGAAAAUUAGAAUUAACUGCUACGAUCAAUGGUGAAGAAAAAAAUCAAGAAAAUGAAAGCGAAGGUGCAAAACGUAUGUGUAUUAUCAAUGAUCAUCAAAAAAACGAACAAAACGAAUGA
Molecule: messenger RNA, 300 nt
Organism: Rotaria socialis
Lineage: Eukaryota; Metazoa; Rotifera; Eurotatoria; Philodinida; Philodinidae
Source: the annotation of a GenBank genome assembly